AUGUCCUCAUCGAUAAGUGAAUCGCAAGAACAAAAUCCAGAAACGAGUAAACUUGAGCCAUCUACGUCUUCAUUCACUCAUAAAGACAGAUUGUCAUAUGUCAGCGAAACGAAGCUAUACACUGGUAUUCGCGCCGAUCAGUGGCCAAUAGUAUAUCAUCCACUUUACAAUAUCUCUUUUUGUGGAAUCGAGAAACUCCAUCCAUUCGACUCAUCUAAAUGGGGACGAGUUCAUGCUAAACUAAUCGAGGAUGGAAUGUUAUCAAAAGAUCAGUUUGUUGAAGCGUCUGAAGCGAGUGAGCACGACCUGAGGGUUGUGCAUACCUCAUGUUAUCUCGCAGCGCUGAAAUGUCCUUGUAGAGUGGCUCGUCUCGUCGAGGUUGCUGUCGUCGCCUUUUUGCCCUCAUUCGUUAUUGACCGCUAUCUGCUGAGACCUUUCAGGUACCACACUGGUGGCUCAAUCCUAGCGGCUCGUCUCGCGCUCGAGAGGAACUGGGCCAUCAAUUUGGGUGGGGGAUUUCAUCAUGCUAGUCGAUCAAGGGGUGGGGGUUUUUGUGUAUACGCGGAUAUUUCACUGGCGUUGAAUUUCUUGUUCUUGAAUCGUCUUAUUGCAAGAGCUAUGAUCGUCGACUUAGAUGCUCAUCAGGGAAAUGGAUAUGAGCACGACUUCGCUGGUGACAACCGUGUAUAUAUAUUCGAUAUGUUCAAUUAUCAAAUCUACCCAAGUGAUUUCGUCGCUAAAAAUGCGAUUAGUCGAUCGGUUCCGUUGCGAAGUGGCACGGGUGAUUCGGAGUAUCUUCAUCAGCUGUCCAGGAAUCUGAGUGCUGCUUUGGGAGAGUUCUCAGCCGAUAUAAUAGUGUAUAACGCGGGUACGGAUUGCUUAGAAGGGGAUCCGUUGGGGCUGCUUUCACUCACCUUAAAUGGUAUAAUGAAACGCGACGAGAUUGUAUUCCACUUCGCCGAGCAAUGCCACAUUCCAAUCGUGAUGCUGAUGAGUGGCGGUUAUAUGUCAACCAGCUACGAAGUCAUCUCGAAAUCAAUUCUCAAUCUGCACCAAAAACGACUCAUCUCUCUUCCCGGUGCAGGAUUACUGCCUUUAUAA
Molecule: messenger RNA, 1101 nt
Organism: Anisakis simplex (herring worm)
Lineage: Eukaryota; Metazoa; Nematoda; Chromadorea; Rhabditida; Anisakidae
Source: the annotation of a GenBank genome assembly